AUGGGAAGCUUUUUCAGCAUAUUCAGAAGCAACGACACUAAAGACAGACAACCGGCGGCACUGAGUUGGGACCGUGGAUUACAAUGUAUAACAAGACCACACACUGACGAGGCAAAGACAGGACGACACACUGGCACCACAGUGAACCUUGUUCUUUUGGGAAUGGCUGGGACUGGAAAGAGUGCCAGUGGGAACACCAUCCUUGGACAGAAACACUUUGUUUCUAGACCCAGUUCAACGGCCGUCACCACAAAUUGCCAGAAUGUACAAACUGAGAUCAGUGGUGUAGACGUAAAUGUGAUUGAUACCCCAGAUAUGUUUGAUGAUGACAUUGCUCCAUCAGUUAGGGGCAAACAUGUGAAAAGGUGCAAACAACUGUGUGAGUCAGGACCAUGUGUGUUUGUACUUGUGAUGCAUGUGAGCAGAUUUACAGAUGGUGAGAGAGACAUAAUGGAAAAGUUAGAAAAAGCUUUUGGGAGGGAAGUUAGAGGACGAACAAUCAUCCUGUUCACCCGAGGAAACGACUUGCAGCAGGCAGGAAUGGGCUUGGAGGAUUUUCUUCAUUCUUGCCAACCUGAUCUGAAGAAAAUGGUUGAAAAGUGUGGAAACAGGUGUGUUCUCUUUGAGAACAACAAAUCAGGUCCUGAUCAGGUUGAAAAACUAAUGAAGGUGGUAAACACAAUACAGAAGAACUUAUAG
Messenger RNA from Pundamilia nyererei, 699 nucleotides. RefSeq names its product GTPase IMAP family member 7-like. Lineage: Eukaryota; Metazoa; Chordata; Actinopteri; Cichliformes; Cichlidae. Bases 1 to 699 code for a protein of 232 amino acids. The transcript has 3 exons. The record is from RefSeq and is a predicted model, not a curated record. Gene Ontology annotation, molecular function: GTP binding.